Molecule: messenger RNA, 1925 nt
Organism: Lytechinus variegatus (green sea urchin)
Lineage: Eukaryota; Metazoa; Echinodermata; Echinoidea; Temnopleuroida; Toxopneustidae
Product: probable serine/threonine-protein kinase irlB
Exons: 8
Coding region: 3-1736 (577 amino acids)
Biological process (GO): regulation of cytokinesis; mitotic cell cycle; protein phosphorylation
Cellular component (GO): centrosome; spindle pole; nucleus
Molecular function (GO): ATP binding; protein serine/threonine kinase activity
Source: RefSeq, a predicted model, not a curated record
AAAUGAAAUUUUCAAAAGCAGAGAGUGAUGCUGAUGAUGCUAUUAAGGAAGAGAAAUAUCGAACCGAUGAGGUCAAGAAAGAGAUGACAUUACAAAUAGAGAUAACGUCUGAAAAACUGACUGAAAAAGCCAAGCGUCUGCAGGAUUUCGAAAAGAUUUAUUUUGAAAUGGAACAGGAAAAUACUGAUCUCCGCUCCAUACAAAAGAAACUUGAAAUAGAUAACCGGCUGACUGGAGAUAAAAUGGAAGAAAUGAAGGGCAAUAUCGGAAAAACUUUAGAGAAAAAUAAAGAGCUAAUGAUCCAGUUAGAUUCAGCGCACGAGGAGUGUUUGGAAAUGGAAAGAGAGCUCAAAAUGAAAAAUGAAGAACAUUACUCACUUCAGAAACAUUUUCGUGAUAUUACUCACGAGAAUGAAAGACUGUCAAAUGAACUGAAGAUUUCGUCUGAUAAGCUGAUUGAAACAUCAAAAAGUAUACAAGAGUUUGAAAGGAGGUGUUUUGAAUUGGAGCAGGGAAAUGUGAAACUCUGCUCUAAACAGAAGACUUUCCAUCAGAUGCUGAUAGCAGCUGGUUUGUCCACUGGACUGAUCACGUCAGACAAACAAGAGAUAGAUAUUGGAAUGAUAGUUCAAUCGUACCAAGAGUUAAAAGAACGGUGUUCGAAACUUGAAUCACAGGUCGAGGAUGGGGUGAUUUCGUGUAUUAUAUCUCCAUCGGAUGGGCAGUGCGGCUCUGAAUUAGAAGCACUUAAAUUCAAGAUAAGUUGCCAAGAUAUUAUGAUCACCAAACUCCGGUACAGUUUAUCAACGUUUCAACAGAGUGCAUUGUCAAACAAAGGAUCUUUAGAAACAAGUGAUGUUCCAACAGUAGACAGAGCUGUCUUGUCGUUGAUACCUCCAGAAGAAAUCCCAACCGUGAUGGAAUCGCAACUAGAACCUUGGGACAAAGACGACACCAAGGCAAUUGGCAAAGGCACAUUCGGAGUGGUCUUUCUGAAACGACUUGAAAGCGAUCCAGUGGCCGUCAAGGUUCAAGGUAUACACAAAGGCAAGAAAGUCAACGAAGACGACGCCAAGAGAGCGAUGUCCUUGAACCACGCCAGGACUAUGAAGGAAGUGGCGGUACUGCGUCUCCUUGGGGAACACCAAGCAUUCCCAAGAUGUCAUGGGUACACCAAGUAUACCAGUUUUCCAGGACUCGUCCUAGAGUUCCUGGGUGACAAAGAUACAAGAGAUGUGCAUUCGCUAAGCAAGGCCAUCAAGACCAAGAAUCCUACAUUGUCGGAUCAAGAAUGGUUGAGCGUCGUUGUUGAUAUCACCGAAGGCAUCCACGCCAUGCAUGAGAGAGACCUCCUUCACAACGACAUAAAACCGAACAAUAUCCUACUCCACAGAAAUGACAGAUGGAAGGCUUACAUCAUUGACAUGGGUAAUGUCACCACGGUGACCAUGCCACAUAAGAAUCGCAACCUGACCAAUCACGAGAUGGAAGGAUACAGAUUGGGUGUGGUCUAUCAGCAUCUCGCUCCUGAAUACAUCUUAGAUGGAGAGUACAGCAGCAUCCAAUCUGAUAUAUUCUCUCUUGGGAGGAUCAUUCACUAUAUCUCUCGCGUUAUUCAUAAUUCGGAUUUAUUCAAUCUUGCUACAUUGAUGAUCAACAGCCACCCUCAUCUCAGACCUUUAUGGAAAGACAUCAUUCGAGUCAUCAAGAACAAGAAUCAGCGGGCAUGUCAAUAGCAUGUAAAUUUGGAUUCUCCUGUAUGAACUUAUGAAAUGUUCUUAUCCCGGGUUCUUAUUCGUUGAUGCCACAGUCACACAAACGAAACCGACUCCAGACCGAUCAAAUCCGUCAUUUUAUUUCCUAUGGAUCGAUAUUAUCGAUCAGAAAAGUCCUGUCGAGUUCCUACGGGAGUUACCACAAACAGA